AUGCAAUUCAAAUACUUGACCCCAAUUGCCUUCGCUGCUUCAGCCCUUGCCGGCUACUCUAACGGAACCAUUUCCACCAUCUCGUACUCCACGACUAUCGCCGAGGUUGUCACCGAGUACACCACCUACUGCCCAGAGGCCACCACCAUCGUCACCAACGGUAAGACCUACACUGCCACCGGUCCUACUACUUUGACCAUCACCGACUGCCCAUGCACUCUGUCCAAGACUAUCCUCACCUCUUCCGUGACUACCUGCCCACCAUCUGACACCACAGAGACCUCUUUGGUUACAUCCACCUCCAAGGGUGUUUCCGAGACGACUCUCAUCACCAAGCCUGCCCACGGAACCACCACCACUGCUCCAGUUGUUCCAGGUACAACCACGGCUCCAGUUCCAGCUGUUGAGUCCGAAUCCUCCACUUCUGUUACCCCAACUGUCCCAGCCGUCACCCCAGCAACUGGUGGUGCCGCCAAGGCCGGUUCCGUUGGUUUCGCUGCCGUUGCUGCCGCUGCCGCCUACUUGUUGUAA
This is a messenger RNA of Kuraishia capsulata CBS 1993, 531 nucleotides long. RefSeq lists its product as uncharacterized. The transcript has a single exon. The record is from RefSeq and is a predicted model, not a curated record. The coding region runs from base 1 to 531 and encodes 176 amino acids. Gene Ontology annotation, molecular function: structural constituent of cell wall. Gene Ontology annotation, cellular component: fungal-type cell wall. Gene Ontology annotation, biological process: fungal-type cell wall organization. Lineage: Eukaryota; Fungi; Ascomycota; Pichiomycetes; Pichiales; Pichiaceae.